This is a messenger RNA of Pterocles gutturalis (yellow-throated sandgrouse), 1282 nucleotides long. RefSeq names its product peroxisome proliferator-activated receptor gamma, coactivator 1 beta (gene PPARGC1B). Gene Ontology annotation, cellular component: nucleus. Gene Ontology annotation, biological process: positive regulation of transcription by RNA polymerase II. The record is from RefSeq and is a predicted model, not a curated record. Gene Ontology annotation, molecular function: transcription factor binding; RNA binding. The annotation marks the transcript as partial. Lineage: Eukaryota; Metazoa; Chordata; Aves; Pterocliformes; Pteroclidae. The transcript has 6 exons.
UGACUCAACCUUUGGGAAGAGAAACUUUGAGCCAAUGCUGACCGUGGAGCUAUGUGGGACCGCAGGUAGGACUCCACCCACCACUCCACCGUACAAGCCCGCUGAGGAGGACCUGUACAAGCCAGACAUCCCCCAGGAGCCAGGGAAGGAGGAUGGGAUAGCCCCCAGCCCCGGGGGCACAGGGGACACAGCAGCCUCUCGGAAAGUCCCCAAGAAGCACCCCGAGAGGACAGAGCUCUUCGCUCACCUGAGCCGAGCUGCCGGGCGCCCCGUGCUCCCUGAGCAGCAGGGCGUGCUGAAGCGGCCCUUCUCCCGCUCCUUCGGGGACCACGACUACUGCCAGGUGCUGAAGCCCGAGGCCACCCUGCAGAGGAAGGUGCUCAAGUCGUGGGAACCCCCAGGCCAGGUGGAGAUGGAGCACAAGAGGAGGGUCCCAGCUGCCCACUACCAGGGGCUGGACCUCGGCAAGGAGACAGGCAGCGAGAUGCUGUGGAAGGAUGGCAUCAAGCAGCUGAGAGACCAGGAGAUCAGAGCCAGCUUAACAAAGCACUUUGGCUUUCUGGACAGUGCUCUCGAUGAUGAGGACAUGGUCUUCUGCAAGACCCCUGAGUAUGACACUGUCUUUGAAGACAGCUGCAGCGAUAGUGGCUCCCCUGUGGAGGAGGAGGAGGAAGAGGAGGAGGAAGAGGAGCACAGCAACACCAAGCUGUGCCUGCGGAGAAACCCCCUUUCCAGGACCAGUUUGCAUUACUGUUCCCGGAGCAGGUCCAGUUCGGGGUCUUCAUGCUGCCGGUCCCGAUCGCCCGCAAGCAGGCGCACCUUCAGGUGUGAGAACGGCGAGCAGUGUCAGGGCGGGAGCAGGCACCGGGGCCAGCUGGAGAAGAGACGGGAAAAGGCCAUUGGGGAAGGCCGGGUGGUGUACAUCAGAAACCUCUCCAGCAGCAUGAGCUCCAGCGAACUGAAGAAACGCUUUGAAGUGUUUGGUGAAAUCGUGGAGUGUCAGGUCCUGUCCAGGACUAACAGGGGGGAUAAAUAUGGCUUCAUCACCUACCGGUAUUCAGAGCACGCCGCCUUAUCUCUGAAGAAUGGCACCUCGCUAAGGAAGAGGAACGAGCCUUCAUUCCAGCUCAGCUCUGGUGGCCUCGGGCACUUCUUCUGGACCAGAUACGCUGACUUGGAUUGCGGCGUGGAGGAGUCCUCCCCAGCUCCGGUGAAAAGCAAGUACGAGACCAUGGAUUUCGACAGCUUGCUGCAGGAGGCCCAGCUGAGCCUGCAUCGGUAA